Ostrea edulis (European flat oyster) is the source of this 342-nucleotide messenger RNA. RefSeq names its product LITAF domain-containing protein-like. The transcript has 3 exons. Gene Ontology annotation, molecular function: zinc ion binding. Lineage: Eukaryota; Metazoa; Mollusca; Bivalvia; Ostreida; Ostreidae. The record is from RefSeq and is a predicted model, not a curated record. The coding region runs from base 1 to 342 and encodes 113 amino acids.
AUGGAGAAGCAAGGUCUUAAUCAAAAUUACAACUCACCACCGCCGCCGCCUUAUCAGGCUGAACAAACUACGGCAGUUGUUUUCCAGCAACAGCCCAUGGUGACGGUACAAUUGUUUAGAGAAGCUCCAGUGCGUACACGAUGCCCACAUUGCGGAAGUGACGUCAUCACAAGUACCAUGUUUGAAACAGGAACUGUCACAUGGUUGGCAUGUGCUAUAACAGCUUUCGUUGGGUGCUGGCUUGGCUGUUGCCUGAUUCCGUUUUGUGUCGAUGGCUGUAAGGAUGUCGUGCACUCCUGUCCCAACUGUCAACAGGUGGUCGGACGAUACAACAGAAUGUAG